AUGGUUGGCACUCAUCAAUUACCACCCAACUUGCUCAAGCUCUUUGCCCCCCGUCCCCCACUUCCCUACUCUAAACCACUUGGACGGGAUCCCGAUGUCUCAAUCCAUAAAAAACACAUCAGCUGUGUCUCACCUCUUCUCGAUCGUCUGAAGUUGGAAGCCGCCAGUACCAAUGAGGAUGGCGUCAAUCAGGAAAAUGGAGAGAAGGACCCCUUGGUCGACCGGAUGCCACCUGAGACCUUGACUGAUUCGAUGCAAGUUCGGUUCGAACGCCGCCAGGAAGAACGCCGUCGGAGGAAAGAAGAACAACUAGCACGAGAAGAAAAUUAUGAUCCCAAACAAGAUCCAAAUGCGACUGGGGAUCCAUAUCGAACGCUAUUCAUCUCUCGACUAUCAUACGAAGUGACCGAAUCGGAUCUGAAGCGAGAGUUUGACAUGUAUGGACCGAUUGAUAAACUGGUGAUCGUAAAGAAUAAACUGACGGGUAAAAGUCCAGGGGUAUGCGUUCAUACUGUUCGAACGUGA
Molecule: messenger RNA, 525 nt
Organism: Puccinia graminis f. sp. tritici CRL 75-36-700-3
Lineage: Eukaryota; Fungi; Basidiomycota; Pucciniomycetes; Pucciniales; Pucciniaceae
Exons: 2
Coding region: 1-525 (174 amino acids)
Biological process (GO): mRNA splicing, via spliceosome
Cellular component (GO): precatalytic spliceosome; U1 snRNP; U2-type prespliceosome
Molecular function (GO): mRNA binding; U1 snRNA binding
Source: RefSeq, a predicted model, not a curated record